AUGACGAAAGUUCCUCAGGGGUUCGAUUUCAGUUUUUUAAGUGAGGAAGAAGCCAGGAAGAUCCUUCAGGUGCUGGAAAGAAAUGAGGAACUACAAAGAGCAGAGAAGGAGAGGAUCAGCAAGCUUCAGAAGACAAAGAGGGAUAUCAGAUGGCUUCAAGGAGUGACUGGAGAAUGGUUUGAAGAAAUUCAAAGAAAAAAGUUUUGCACUGAAAUAGAUGUUAGCCAAAUGAUAAAACAACCACUCACACACAGGCUAAGGAUGGCAAAAAAUGAUCCUAUGGAGUUACAAACAUCAAGAUCUAAAAUUCUAACUAAUCAAAAAAAACCCACAUCUGCGCCUUCCCGACCGAGCUUCAGAUCGUCAUUUGCUUCCUUGUUCUCAUUCAGAAAACCUGGGAAGGAGRCUUUAAAGCUUCAAUCUCUGGGACAGAAAGGGUGUGAUGGCCAUGUAGGACCUCCUGAGCCUGCAAGGGGAACGACUGUGCAGGCAAAAAUAUAUAGUUCACCUCUGGAAAAUCAACCAGUUGACAGCGCAUCUGUCCUCACACCAGCAAUCAUGAGGGUGGGGAGUGGAAUGCCUCCUCCAUGGGAUGCUUCAGUUCUGGACAAUGAGUUUUUCCAAGUUUUAGAUGAUUUGGAUAGCACACUGGCUCAGGAGCAGUCUGCAAGUUCAGUGAAUACCAACAUGUCCCUAAACUACGGAUCAAGAACACCCUUCAGUCGUUCUUACUCCAGUGGGAACAGAUGUGGCAAUAUUAUAGGAACACACAAACAUCGCUACAAUGAAACUUCCAAUAUGUCAAUUUAUGACAUCCUGCGACCAGGAACUCCUAGAGAAGGCUUUAAAACCUUUUCUCCCAGGACAAGGACAAUUUGUGAUAUGUACAGGUCAAGGGAGCCCAGAAUCUUAAAAGAAGAUUACGCGCAAAAGAAUACUCUUGGUAGUACGUCUCUAUGUUUUGACAGCCGGCAACGAACAGCCUCACCAGCCCCAAGGCAUUUCACAGCAAGAAGUGUACAUUUUCCAGCCACAUCUCAGAACAAGAGUAGGUUUGUACCACCAAGCCACCAGCGGACCCCAAAGAGAACUCCUUUGUCAUCCAUCAUAUGGAAUAGAUCAGAUUCUUCUGGAGAUAGGCAGAACCAGGAAGAAUUUCUGAGGGCACAAUCACCCAUGGAAAUGGACCCUGCUGACCAUUAUAUGUACCCAAGGUGUUUUCAGGAGAAUAGGAGAUAUGAAUUUUACCAUUCACGGAAUGUUUUCCAGAGUGCUAGUUUAAAUGCCCCCAUGGAUAAUGCAAUGAGUCCUGAUGCAUUUGAGAACUCAGAGAAUAUGCCAUUUUACUAUCAAGACAACCUAUUUGCUAGGUCUUUCUUUAGCAAUACCUUUAGACAAAGCAGAGAACAGAGAUUUGGACAAAGUUCUUUUUGGAACCAACAGAAAGAAUAUUUUCCCUAUUCUGACUUUCAUCCAAGUAGGAAACCAUUCACUUCUGACAGAGACUUUGAAAUGAUUUCCAUUGAAGCAAAUAGUGCAUCAGCUAUUCAUGGUCAUAGUAUCCCUUCUCAACACUGGGAACCAUUUUCUUCUCAUUAUGGAACAAAUCUUUUCAGAGGCCAAGAAGAGCCACAUCUGUGGCAACCUGAUUUUCAAACUUCCCCACCAGAGAGCAUGGAGAUAUCACCUGGUAAUGAGAGCCAAUCUACUCAUUUUGGCACACCUAAUGUUUACUCCAGGACUGGUUCAGGUUAUCACAUCAAAUCUAGUGGGUUGGAAUGUCAUCAGGACAGUUCUCCUAGAGAAGUACUUAUAAACAAAGAACCUUACUCAUUUGGAAUUGCUCAGACUCUAGUGUCCUCAUUCAAAAAUUCCUUCUCCCGGAUUCCUGAUGAACAAGGGAAUUCUCAGAGUCCCAACUUUCAGCAGGCUACAGUGACUUUGCAGAAAAUUAUUCCAAAUAAUCCAGAUACCCUUCCAAUAAGAAACCAUAUGGAGGAUAUUGUGACAGAUAGCAACUCAACUGAUUCUCUGUCACUGACUGAAAGCCAGCUCAAUAUCUCGGUCACAGAAAUGAAUAAUGAGAAGAACUUGACUGAAUCUAUUUUAGAAGACAAACAACUAAACAAGAUGGACCAGGUGAACAUAACAGGUGAAAUACCCCAACCUGUUUCACAGACAGUGAUCUCUAGCCCUUUAACGGAUUCUCAGAAUUCUCUCUCCCAGGACUCAGCCAAGAGCAAUAGGUUUGAUUUUAAUGAACCUCCCAAAAUAAAUUUCAAAAGGUCACCCAGAGUCUUUUCUAGGAACGAUACUUCCCAAAUGUAUGCAUCACCCAGAGAGAAGGCCAAUGAACUUAAAAAAGAGAAGAGUUUUCCUGGGGACAAAAAACUUGGUUCAACAACUUCCCUUUCUUUCACCCAGGAAAGCAUAACACCACCAUCUUUCCUUGGCCCAAAUCAAGAGUGUCAUCAGGAAUUAACAGUAGGUAGUGAAGAUAUUUCAAGCAUUAUUAAAAAUUACCACUGGCACUCUGAACCUAUUGAUAUUCAAAACACACAGUCUCCAGAGGAAGCUCUGGCUGCUGGGAACAAUAGCUUAAGCAGUUCUUCAGGUCUGUCAUCAGGUGCACCACCAGAUUCCUCACCAUCAAAUAAUUCUUUCCCUGAUGAACUGAUGAUUCCUUCUACUACAGUGUUCUCCAGGAAAAGUACUUCAGACAAAGAUCUACUUCUGAAAGAAAGGGAAGGAAAAGACAAUGCUAGCAAAAAACAAAAUGAUCAGUUUGCUGUAAGCCCCACAGGAAAUCAGAAGAGUAUGGAUAGUCACAUGCCUGUAAGUGAUGAAGUGGUUGAUGUUGUCAAAUGCCAUUCAUGCUCUCCAUUCAGAAAUGGAAGGGGAAAAGGAAAAAUAAGACGUCGAAUAUCCUGUAUUGAAAAGUUAAGCAAAAUAGAAAAUAGGUCAAUACCCAUCAGUGAAGGCAGUAGCCUCAUUGAGGAGAACCAAAGCAACGAGCUUAACACAAUUUAUUGUACCUUGCCAAGAAAAUCAGCCAGUUUUCUCAUAAACAGCAGACAGCCUGAAAGUAAGAUAAUGGCUGCUUCCAUUAGGAAUGGACCACUUCCAUUCCAAAUAAAAAACAAUGUGGAAGAUCCAGUUGGGAAGUAUCAAUCAAGCAAAUUCAGUCCCAGUUCUCCUGAGUUGGUAAGUGAAUGUUCCAAAGGUAUUUCAGACUCAGUCCCCGUAGCACCUGAAGACACAGAGAGGAAGACAUAUAUGAAAGGCAUUCAAAAUGCUUCUGUCAGAAAAGGACCACUUCCAUUCCUCAUCAAGAGGGCUAUGUCCUGUCCUUCAGGGGAGCCAUGUGCCUCAACUGGAAAAGAUGGAAGAAAAAAGCCAUCAGUUUCAGACACAGAUACUUAUGCUGUAACACCAAGCCCUUGGGAGAGAAUGGUUAACUCUCUGGAAAAUGACUCAUCUGUUAGAGAUUGUUCUUUAACCAAAAGACACCAUCUAAAGGGAUUCUCUCCAGAAUGCACAGAAAAGGAUGGUGAAACUAUUGCCUCCAGGACAAGUGUAUUUUCCCUUUCAAAUGAAGAUCCAUUACCUUUUUGUGCAGAAUUGUCAGGAAAAGAAUGCAGGAAAACAUUGCAUAAAUUUAAGACAACUAGCACAUUUUCUGUUUCUGGUGAUGAAGAAAAUGUAAAAUGCCUUGAGGUGGUUUCGAUAUAUUAUACUCUACCAAGGAAACCCAGCAAAAAAUUCUGUGAUCUCCUUCAACGGUAUACACAAAAUGCCAGUCCACUUACAGAAUCACCUCAGGUGGAAACUGAAACAUUUCCUAAUGAUUUAGAAAGAGAUGAACCAACUUAUUCUCCACCAGACCAAUCAGAAACACUUUCAGCUGAAGAUCUAACGGUACCAGUCAACUCUGCUCAAAGUUAUCUUUCUCAGACCACUGAAAACAUGGCUGUCUUCAAAUUACCAAACAAUGGGCUCUCAGAAAUGGCUUCUGUUGGGACAGAUGUUUGUCUUCAUAAAGGAGAAUCUAAAACUAGAAAUACUUCCCCAGACAACUUAGCUAAAACACCUUUAGGUGAUUUACAAAGCAGAAAAGAGAAAGGGGGAAAAUGUCAAAGUGGAACCCUGCAUACAUCACUAAUGCUUCAGGAAAGAAAUGGUACCCACAAAAACUCUGAAACCUCCAUUAAUGCAGGAAAUGGUCUCCCAGCCCAUUUAGAAGAUAAUGUUGAAAAUUCUCAAACCAGAAGUUCCAGGGAGUGUGCAGGUAGUGGUAUAGACUUUAUAGCUACUGCAAGUGGAGAGUGUCCUCAAAAAGAUCACACAGUGAUAUUUGUAGAUGAUAGCUCCAGUGGAUCACAGCCGAGGGAAGUCAGAGGGAAAACUGAAACAGAUUGCCACAAAAGAACUGAUAGAAUGCUUUCUGAUUCAGAAAACCGAGUCUUUGCUUUAAUUCCRGCAUUCCAUAAACUGCAAGUAGUUGAAGAGACUCAUUCAGGUGAACAAGAUUUAGAGAAUUUAGAGUCUGGACCCAGAGAAUCAUCUCAAGCAAGUCAGGAUAUAAAUAUAACAGGAAAUAUAACAGAAAGCAGGAAGGUUAAAGAUGAAAUGCAGAAAUUAGCUCGGGAUCAAACUUUACUUCCUGGAGGGAGUAAUGAAAAUAAAACCAACUUGGGUAACCCAGAAAAAGCAGAAAACAAACCUACAGUUAAACAUAGAUUGGCAGCCAUGUCUAAAGCAAACAGAAAAUUCCCCACUAAGGACUUAAGUCCUAGAAGACAUGUAGCUACUAUCUUCCCCCAAAGCGGGAGCAAAUCUGGCUUUGGCCAUUUAUCACUUGGCAAUCUGGAAUGUGACCCACUGUCCCCUGAGCCUACUCCAAAUUCCACAGGUUCCACAGAUGAAAGCUGCUUGAGUAAUAAUGGGAUGAAUAUGGAGAAAUCUGAGAACCCUCUCCAGGAUAUGAUAACAUCCAGCAGAGAAACUUCUAGCCACUCCUGUGAUCAGAAGUCUGACAACAUUUCACAACUACAUCAGAAUGAGUUUCAAAAUGUCUCAGAAUCACCCCCAAAGCAUGAGAAUUCUGAAGAUGUGGCAGUAGCUCAGAUUUUGGAAAAAGAAUCAGGAACCCCAACCCAGCUCACAUUCACCAGCCUCAGAGAAGUUGACUUCUCUGACCAGCAGAAGAGGCUGAGCCCUCCUUUUCCACUGGAGCCUGCACAAAAUUCUACAGUCAACCUCUCACUGGCCAGUUGUCAGCAGCAACAAAGGAGUGCUUCAUCUCCGAACAGGGAAUCUGAGCCCCAUCUCUAUCGUUCAAAGAGCUUAAAGAACAUCAGUGUGCUAGGUGAUCAGCUAUAUGUAAGUGGACCUCCCAAAGUCAGGGAGCGCCAUUUUUCUGAAAGCACUUCUAUUGACAAUGCCCUGAGUCAACUGAGCCUUUCGAAUGAAUUCUCUACCAACGCUGGAUAUGGCAGAAGAUUCAAAUCUUUUUCUGAACUUCCUUCCUGUGAUGAAAAUGAACGUUGGGCUUUGUAUAGCAGCAGGACAAAAACAGUUCCCAAGUCUGCAUCAUCUAUAUCCAGACCUAUUGACUAUGGGAUUUUUGGGAAAGAACAACAGUUGGCUUUCUUGGAGAAUGUAAAGAGGUCACUCACACAAGGCAGAUUAUGGAAACCAAGUUUUCUUAAGAACCCAGGCUUCCUGAAAGAUGAYGUAAUCAACCCUUCCAACACAUCAGAGUCAUUAAGUUCAAAUUCUCCUAGCAGUCAGGUGCCAAAAGAUGGCUUAUUUGCCAACGAACCACUUAAUAUAUAUGAGGAGGACCCAGUGGACUCAGAUUGUGACACAGACACUACCACAGAUGAUGAAUACUACCUGGAUGAAAAUGACAAAGAGUCAGAACUCUGA
This is a messenger RNA of Urocitellus parryii (Arctic ground squirrel), 5931 nucleotides long. RefSeq names its product exophilin 5 (gene Exph5). Gene Ontology annotation, molecular function: small GTPase binding. The record is from RefSeq and is a predicted model, not a curated record. Gene Ontology annotation, cellular component: endosome. NCBI's taxonomy places the organism in Eukaryota, Metazoa, Chordata, Mammalia, Rodentia, Sciuridae. Gene Ontology annotation, biological process: positive regulation of protein secretion; multivesicular body sorting pathway; intracellular protein transport.